Molecule: messenger RNA, 1416 nt
Organism: Saccostrea echinata
Lineage: Eukaryota; Metazoa; Mollusca; Bivalvia; Ostreida; Ostreidae
Product: barrier-to-autointegration factor-like
Exons: 3
Coding region: 111-383 (90 amino acids)
Molecular function (GO): DNA binding
Source: RefSeq, a predicted model, not a curated record
UGACUUAGCGCCAAAAAUAGGCUUUAAAAAAAAGCAAGGGUUUAGUACGAAAGCGAAAGUAUUAAGAGAUAGUAGUAUUCUGCUAAAAGGGUGUCCAGAUUCACAAGAAAAUGUCUUCAACAUCACAGAAACACAAGAAUUUUGUUCAGGAGCCAAUGGCAGAAAAGCCUGUGACAGAAUUGGCAGGCAUUGGACCAACACUUGGAGGAAGACUUAUUGAAAAUGGUUUUGAUUUGGCUUAUGUAGUUCUGGGACAGUUUUUAGUCCUGAAGAAGGAUGAAGAGAUGUUCAAGGACUGGUUAAAAGAAGUGUGUGGUGCCAAUGCUAAACAACAGGAAGAUUGUUUCCGGUGUCUUAAAGACUGGUGUGACAAUUUCCUGUGAAAAAGUAAUAAUGCAAACUUACUUGGAAGCCUUUCAUCAGUGAAGAUGGGAAUAGGUCAUUUAUACAUUACCAACUGCAAACAAUUAUGAAAUGAGCAUUCUUAAAGUUGCAGUAAUAUCAAAUAAUACUGUUUUAUUUAAUUUUUUAUGUUUAUGUAAUUAAGGUUUUUAAUGUUACUCAUGUUGAUGGAGAUCAAAAAUUAAUUAUUUGCUCUAUAUAUAAUUAGGAAGAUGAUAAUAUGUUAGUGAUUAUAUGCUUAUUAUCUACCCACGGUAUUAGAGUUUGUAUGCAUUCAUGGUAACAUUGUUGCAGUUUGUGCUUCUUGCUUUAAUCAGCAGGAGUCUUGCAAGAAAUUGUACCGUAGUUAACCCCUAGAAAUUGUAUCAGUCCAACCAUUUAGUUUUCCCUUUUCCCUCAAAAUUUUGUUUUCAGAUAAAAUAUUAUGUUCAAAUUAAUGUUUUAAGAGUAAUUUUGGUUGUCCAUCUCUCUGGUUCUUUUUCCUUAAUUUAAUCUUUUUGUACUUUCAUGAUUGCUGUCACCCCCCAUCAUUACUAUUAAUUAUACAAGGUUUUCUUCAUUGGGGCCUUGCUGACUGGUCAUUUUUCUUGAAAUCUUAUCUUUUUUUCUCUAUGUGUAAUGCUUAACAAUUUGACGUAUUUGAAGUUCAAUAGUUAAUGUGUACAAAUUGUGUUGUGGUAUAUUGUAUAUCAAUAUUACAAAAAAAUGCCUAAGCUGAGAUUAUUGUUCUUUUGUUCAUAUUGUCAUGUUUCUUCCUUUUAAUCAAUUCAAGUGACAUAUUAAUUUAAAAUCCUUUCCAAUAUUUAAUCUACCAUUGCUAAGAUUAUAUAUGUAGCUGAUGAUUUUAAAGACUGGGUUUUUUUCCUCAUUACAUUUCAUUUUUAUGCCCACAAUAUAAAUACCAGUAAAAAAAGAUUGAAUCCCAUAUAAAUGUGCAUUCAAAAAAAUGCAUAAAGAAUAGUCAAGUACUAAGAAAAAUAAAUAGUUUGCAACAGCAUUAGGAUAUUAUGUGAA